CAGCUCCGUUAGCCUGGUCCCCCAGCCCUGCCGAGCUCCAGCUGCACCUCUCUGAGGGAAAUGGUAAAGGUAAGGUUUCCACAGAGCUGGAAAAGCAGCCCUGAGAGCCAGGAAGAGCUCCCACUCAGGGCAGGGUUACUCACAUUGCACCGUGCAGACACCUGCAGCAUUACACACACUUCCUUCAACAUUUUCUAUCGGUCCCCCUUUCGAAAUAGAAGCUGUGAAAUAAAACAGCUUUCCCUAGAGCUCAGAGAAGGCGUCACAGUGAUUUGUACACGACAGCACUGCUGUCAUACCUCACAGACUUUUUUGUCUGCUUAAAGACCCAGUUUACCACCAAUAUUUAAUAUUUUAUAUUUUUUUUCUCUUGUUCAUUGCCUGGCACAAGCACAUGGAUCCUCUUAUCUCUUCCAAGUCAGGUAUUAAGCAGUGGGUGGUCACACUUUUACUCAUUAUGCCCCCAUGCUGUGGAUUCAUUGCUCAGAAAUAAUUUCCCUCCCUCCUGUAUUUAUUGAGCCUGAAGCCACCUCUGUAUCAAGGGUGGGAAAUACAGGAUAAGUCUCUCAUUUUUCAAAGUAUUGCAGGAGGUAGUUUUGUGGUUACUGUGUCCCUUUAUCUCCUCCUUUGAAAUAGCAGCUAUGAAAAACUAUUAUAAAACAGAAUUGCUUUUGUUAUAAAUUGUUUUAUGACAAAGCUGGCAGCCAGUAAGCUGAAAACAUAUCUAAGAAAAACCCUUGUGCUCCUCAAAAUGACUGAAAGUCCCAGAGUUACAGAACCUAAUCCACUGGAAAUACAUUUUCAAUGCAUCACUUGUUAGCUGAAUAUUUAUAUUCAGCCUCAAGUAAAUGGUCUGGUACCUUUUGGUUCUGUGUGUGUGAAACAAGUGUCCAUCAUUACUUGCUGAGUGAAACAUCAUUGAAUAACAGUGGACUUGUUAGGGGAAAGGCUACAAAAAUAGGAUUUGUAUUUCCCAAAGAAAUUAGUCUCACAGAGUUUGACUAGCUGGGUGUUUCAGGGAAACUUUCAGUUGUUCUCUGCUUCCCAGCACUGCUGUCAGUCUGAAGUCAGCUCACAGCUGGCAAAACAGCCACAAAGAAAGUUCUAGAAGGGGAAUGUUCAUUGAGCUCCUGUGGUCCAUAUCCAUCCAUGCUGUAAACGAAUUCAUGAACUCCUUAAUGCUCCCACUUUCAAUUUAUUCCUGUGUUCUGACCCUCUGCAGCCCAGCUAGGCCAUAACCCAGCUCUGAACAAUCUCAGGCUUUGGCAGGACCAAGCUCAGCUCUGAGAUUCUGGGAUUUGACCCUCUCUUAAUAAUACAGACAGUAACAUUAGUGCCUGUGCUGAGCUGGAGAAAAAUGUGCAAAUGCUCUUCAGGUAAGGAGCACUUCUGGGAUUUGGGGCAAAAGAGCACAGAACUGAUGGGAACCAGCCUUGUUAUGGGAAAGGAGAGCAGAGCCAGCGCGGCAGAGAUGUUCACACAUCCAACAGCCACCCCAGCAUCAGCUACACAACUCCUGUUUGUCCCUGCCCGGGGCAGGGGUUGGAACAAGAUCAUCUUGAAGGUCUCUUUCAACCCAAACAAUUCCGUGAGGCGAUGUUUUAUUCAGAUCCAAUGGCUCGCUGUUAUCUUUAUUUAUGUGCUUGUUUAUUUCUACUUUCACUGUUUAAAACUUUGCACUGCUGGAUUGUCCGAGAGGAAAUCUAUUCAAAACAACUGGAGGGAAUUCUUUUCCAGCCCCAGCUCAUACAUAUGAGCUGUGGAAUGACCAGAGGAAAGGACUGCUGCUCAGGGGCACAGAGGGAGCACUCCUGUCCUCAUUUCCAGGACUGGGGCCGUGUGGGCAGCCAGUAUUUACCACAACAAAACGAUGAUUCAAGUCCAGCCCGUUCCUUGGGGCAUCUUACAUGCAAAGGCUCCAUUUCAGCAUGAAAACAUUCAGAGAUGUUGAUAUACUUCUCCUCAGAAACACGUUUUCUGUGGCAGACAAAUGUGGAGCAUCAGAAAAGCCUCUCCAAAGCCUGGGAUGAGCAAGGCACGUCCUUUGUUGGUGCAGAGGAGAGGGAGGUGUCUGAAUUUUCGGUACAAGCUUUGCAAGUCUGCUUUGCCAGGUCUCAACUCAAGAUCUUUCUGGGUUUUUCUAAACAAAGGAUUUAAUUUUUCCACUUCAAGGCCACAAAAUCAAGACUUAGGCAGUAAGUCAGUGUUUGAGAUCCAGUGAAUGGCACAGUUCCCUUUAAACUCCUCAUUAAAGUGUUUUCAGUAAGCUUAAAAUCCUUCAUUAAGCAGGGAGCUCAUUUUCUGCUCAAGUCCUGGUGUAUUAAGCUAUUGCUUAUUCCUGUAAGCUAUUCCUGCAUAUUGUGCUUUUUCCCUCUUGGUCAUCUCUGAAAAUCUCUCAGAGUCCUCCUCACCCUAUUUCUUGCUGCCUGGCAAACUUGCUUGGAAGGUUUUUUUGCCUGUCUGGAGUGAGCCAAGGUUGCCAGAAUUACAUUUAAUUUACAUUUCACAGAGAGAAGGGCUCUGCCAGGGAGCUGAGUUAAAGCAGCAGCCUGUUCCAAGGGUGCCUGCGAGCACUGAUCUAAUCAGUGAUCUGUCAACUCCACAUUACAGACCUUGUCUCUGAGCAGUUGAAGUGUGUCUCUUUUAAUCUGCACCCCUCUCCAACCAGGCAUCACAUUCUUGGGCCAGAUGCUAAUUUUCUGUUUAAAAGAAAAAAAACAGCCCUAAAGAGAUCAGUUUUGCUGGGUUUGGAUUUGAAAUACUCAUUACAAAGAGUCGUAUAUUUAAAAAACAUUUGCAACACCCCUAAUUGAAAAAAGAAAUCUCUCUCAGCUACAAAUUACAAACCACUAGAAGCUGAUUUAGUGGGAGCUACAGAAAUAAGCUGCACAUAACUCCACUCACAGUUCAAGAAGAAAUGUAAUUUGGUACUUUCACAGAUCUUGAAAAUACAGCCUACCUAUUAACAAAAAUCUCCAAGGCCUCCUCUCCAAAGGACAUUAAAGUCAAUUAACUAAAGGAGCAAAUUUACAGCGGGCUCCAGCUUUGUGCAGAUGUUACCCACCCAUGGAAUGGAUUGAAUCCAGUGUCACUUAAUUCCACAGCUUUACUUCAGAGGGGCAGCACUCACUGAGGGUUGAACUAAAGCAGUUUCUUUUCUCCUGCUUUCAACUCAGGCCAGCUUUCCUGCUUUUGUCUCCAGAAUUGGACAGGACCAAAGCAGAGCUCAAUAAACUCUGCCUGAAGUGAAGCCUGCGCUGGUGGUGUUGGGAGCCUCCUGAAAACAAUGUCCUAUCCCAGCCGCAAAUAUUUACUGGAAUUAAAUUUCCAGCUUGUUCUGUGAGACUUUAGCCAUGCAAUUCCUGUUAAUGCAAGCUGAAACCACUCACGCCAUGUAAAUAUGUGUGCACAGAGCUGGUGCUGGAACCUCAAGAAGAAGCAGAGCCAGUGAGGAGUGGGCAGUGCUGAGAACAUACCUUUUGUUGGAGGUGACAGGGAUCCUCCAGCCCUUGAUCUGGCUGAGCUCGGUGUCAGAGAUCUCGAUCUGCAGCGGGAGCCGCGGAACCCAGACCGUCACCUCCAGCUGCGUGGUGAAAUGUUGAGGCAGAAAAGAAGCCAAGAGCCAGCAGCGAGUGGUGCCCCGGUGGGGGGACACCUGUUGAGGUUGGGACCCCUCUGAAGAAACAGAGAUAACUGCAGCUGUGAGCUGGAAAGGAAAAAUCCCCAGGGAAAAGAACGGAAAAAGGAAGAAAAAAGGACUUGGGCAUCCCUAGACGCUGGUGAAACGGUUUGGACCAGAACGUGGAUGCUGGACACCCGUGAGACGGGAGCCGAGGAGGAGAAACCAACGGCGAGAAGUGAGCUUAGAGUAGUGAAAGAGCUACGCUUGUGUCAAAACGCCUAUUUGAUGGGAUAGCAUCCAAUGAGCACGGGAUGAGGCCACCUGUAAAGAUCUGCCAGCUGAAGGAAGUAUGGACCCAGGCCUAAAGGAAGUGGUAAAGGGAACGGACCAAAACCACAGCCAAGAAACACACAUGCUCUAAAAAGGCAGACCCCAGGAGGGGCCAUGUAAAAUAGUUGCUGGAAAAUGCAAACUGGCUUAUGGGAGAGUGAACGUGUUUUUCACAAGGGGAAGGAGUGAAUACAGCCUUGAAAUUUGAAGAAAGAACAUCUUUGUAGGACACAAACCUGCAAAGUACAGAGAAUUUGUCCCAUUUCCUUGGAUUCCAGAAGCCAUCUCAAAUAAUAAUACAAAAGAUCCAUCAAGAGACAUACCAAACUCUGCCAACUGGGCAGAGAUUAGAAGAAAAGCAUUAAAGGAAGGAGAUUUUGACAUGGCAUCAACACAACCAAUGGUCGGGCCAACAAAACAAGGCACACAGAAUGCAAAUCCCAAAUGGAGGCCACUGACAUACGACGUAAUUAAAGACUUGACGCAGGCAGUAAAAGAGGAUGGCUUCGGCUCUCUCUACUUCCAGCAAUUAUUAAAAAUCACCUUUUAUUACUGCGACCUGGUACCUUAUGAAUGCAGAUAUCUCGUCUCGCUAAUUCUUACAGAUUUACAAGUCCUGGUGUGGGAUAUGAGGUGGCGGAGGGCUCUGGCUCAGCUGAGGAAGAGAUAUGCAGGAGGGCCACACGCAGCUCUCACCCUGGCUCAACUGGCAGGAGAUGAACCCCACGACAGUCCUGAAGAUCAGUUAGCACAGCUGCCUCGAGACGUGAUUGCGGACGUCCAAGAGGCAGCACUGAAGGCAGUUCUGCAAAUUCAACCAGUUGAAACUCUAGAAGGCAUUUACACAGAAAUAAAGCAAGGUCUUUCUGAGCCCUUCAUUUCAUUCGUCGAUCGUCUCAUACUAGCAGUGAACAGGCAAGUAAGUGAUGAAGUGGUGAAGCCACAUCUGCUUCAAAUUCUCGCUUUUGUAAACGCCAAUGCAGAGUGCAAAGGUAUAAUUAGAGCCAUGCCUGGUCUACCAACCUUGGGUGAAAUGCUGGAGGCAUGCAACAAGGUGGGCACACCUCAGCACACUGCAGAAAUCCAAGCCGACGUUUGGGGACAGCAGGUCAAGAAACUCCUUCGAGAGCAGAACAACGAACUUUCAAAAAUCCUCACAGCACUUCACCCAGCUUUUCAACAAGGCAGCUCCACGGAAGCAAUGUCGACAGAAUUCCCCGGGGGACCGUGCUUCAGAUGCGGAAAAUAUGGACACGUAAAAGAGAAUUGUCCAGAACCUACGGAGAACGCGGAAGCGCCGAGCCUUUGUCCAAGAUGCAGGAGAGGAAAACACCAUGCCAAUCAAUGUUACUCUGAAACGGAUGUGGACGGAAAACCUCUGCCUCAUCCGGGACGCUCGAAGAAGAGCGCGCGACGCCGACGUGCCACGACACGAGGGAUGGCACUGGCUCAGCCCGGAACCCCACAGGGAACACAACCACUGGGGAACGUGAGUCACACUCCAUCAGCAGGACCAUCUGCUGCUUCCCCAGCAACCCAGAAUUGUUGCCCCAAGGCGCGCGAUGCGAUUCGGGAGCUUCCAAAUUAGUGUGCCUUACAAAUGAAAGUCAUGCAGUGACACCCACGGGGGUCACUGGAACCUCACGGAAGAGACAAGACUUUUUAAUCAUAGGUAAGGACAGAUGCAGCAUUUUGGGGCUCACUGUUUAUCCAUCAAUUGUUUCAGUAGAUCAUAAUGAAGAGCUGACAAUUCUGGCUCGACCUGUAUGCCCUGCAUUGAUCAUUCCAGAGAAUACUCCAAUAGCCAAGGCCGUUGCUUUGCCAUCUCAUGCAACAGAGCAGAUCGUGCCGGUGACGGAUCAGCAGGUUUCACCUGGCGAUGAAGACACGGACAUUCAUGCCACUUGGAUGAAGCAAACAGGCCGUGCUCGACCUGUAAUCGUCUGCAGCUUGACAGGCGGCAACAAACUAUUUCAAUCAGGGGCAUGCUGGACACCGGCGUGGAUGUCACAGCCAUUUCCUACCUCUUUUGGCCCAGAGAUUGGAACUUGAAGGCACCUUUGAACUCCCUCUCGGGUAUCAGAGGAAGAACGUUGUGCCUGCAGAGUGAGAACGCAAUUAUUGUUUCAGGGCCAGGAGAAAAGGCAGUAAUCAUUCACCACUUUGUUGUGCAGAAGCCCAUCACAGUAUGGGGAAGAGACAUUUUAUCACAAUGGGGAACAAAAAUAGAAGUGGAUUUUUAACAGGGGUCACUGCAGCACUCACCACAUUGAAACUGACUCGGAAGACAGACAGCCCUGUCUGGGUGGACCAGUGGCUCCUGGAACAAAAAAAAACUAAGUGGCCUCAAGAAAUCAGCUGAAGAGCACUUGCAGAAGGGCCACAUCAAGAAGAGAAAUAGUCCCUGGAACUCUCCAGUGUUCGUGAUCCACAAGAAAAACUCCGAUUCAUGGAGACUGCUCCGUGACCUCUGGAAAAUUAAUGAGGUCAUUGAGGAGAUGGGACCACUUCAAGUUGACUUCCAUCUCUCUCAAUGAUUCCGAGAGAUUGGCCACUUGUGAUCAUCGAUCUCAAAGAUUGCUUCUUCAGCAUCCUGCUUCAUCCGAAAGAUCUCCUUCGUGCUCUUCAUCUACUCCAUUUUCUGCAGUUUUGGUAGCAUAGAUUGGUUAGAAAGAAUCACAAUGCAGAUGUUGGAUAGAAAAAUAGUUAGUUAUUGGUAGAAAGGUAGAAAUAAAAUAUGUUCUAAGAGUUAAUGGGGCAAAAUAGUUUUAAAAUACCUUGAACCUGUGUGUCUUGUGACUUUUUGGUGCCUUUUUCUUUGUAGGCUAAGUAUGGUACGUAGAGUGUGCUGAACUGUUGAUAAGAGAAGAAUAAACAGCCUGAAGACCGAAAAAAAACAGAAGUCCCAUUCGUCUCUCAAUUCUGGCACAGCACUUUUUAGGGGUCUCCCCAUCAGGGGAACCUUGGUGGGG
Motacilla alba alba is the source of this 6924-nucleotide messenger RNA. Its product is annotated as endogenous retrovirus group K member 24 Gag polyprotein-like. Gene Ontology annotation, biological process: viral process. NCBI's taxonomy places the organism in Eukaryota, Metazoa, Chordata, Aves, Passeriformes, Motacillidae. The coding region runs from base 4335 to 5540 and encodes 401 amino acids. The record is from RefSeq and is a predicted model, not a curated record. The transcript has 5 exons. Gene Ontology annotation, molecular function: nucleic acid binding; zinc ion binding.